AUGUCUCCUCCUUCUCAAGCAUACCGUCCAUAUUUGGAACCGCACCAAGAUCCAGCUGGACCUGGCGAUGCCCGCCCUACAGCUAUCCAAAUCGUCAAGGACUUAGGCCUAGAGGGCAAGCUUGGAAACAUGACAGUCCUGAUCACUGGCUGUAGUGCAGGACUUGGAGUCCAGACUGCUAGAGCCUUGUACUUAACUGGCGCCAAAAUCUACAUUACUGUCCGCGAUGAGCAGAAAGGUCAAAACGCUAUCGAAGCCAUCACCAAGGAUGCACCCGGAGGACAGGCCGUCGAGGUGGUGUAUAUGGAUCUCGGAAAUUUCAGUAGCGUGCGUGCUGCAGCAAAGGACUUUAUGAGCAGAAGCGACAGACUCAACAUUCUGAUCAACAACGCCGGUAAGUUUCCAUAUCCGCCAACCCCUUCGCUCUGA
This is a messenger RNA of Aureobasidium vineae, 429 nucleotides long. Lineage: Eukaryota; Fungi; Ascomycota; Dothideomycetes; Dothideales; Saccotheciaceae. The record is from the annotation of a GenBank genome assembly.